CUCUGUCGAGUUGCGUCGAGCCGAGCGGAUGUGUCGCUCUUGCACGUGAAUAAAGACGAUACAUGCCUGCUACGUGUGUUUUCAUUAAUUAAAACUCGUGUGACAAUGCAACUGUUACGAUAAAUAGUGUUAAUUUUAUUUCCAAAGAUAAAUAAUGGUAUGUUUUUUUAAGUGCUAAAGUGUAAUGUGAUGAUGUUUUGCGUGGAGUGGUGUUCGGGUGUGGGGUGACAAUGCGCGAGGGUGUGUUAGUGCUGGUGGUGCUGGCGGCGGCCUGGGGCUGCCCCGAGCCGCUGCCGCAGGGCUGCGCGUGCACAGACGGCGGUACUAGGCUCACUUGCCGGUCAGCUGAUCUGCAACACUUGCCACCAUUGAAUGAUCGGCUACUUGUGCUGGAUGUGUCGCACAACAACAUCAGCUCGUUGCCGCCAGACGCGCUGCUCCUCGCCACUGGGCUUCGUGACUUGAACUUAUCAGCCAACCGUUUGGAGCGCGUAGCUGCGGGCGCGCUAGACGGUGCGGCGUUGGCCAGGCUGUGGCUCGACCGCUGCAUGCUGGCCCAGCUUCCCGCCGCGCAUCUACCACGGCUGCAUUAUUUGUCAGCAGAAGAAAACUUAAUAACAGACAUAGAAGCAAACGUGUUGAAAGACAUAAAAAGCUUGCGCGUGCUUCGUCUGGCUCGCAACCGACUCACUGCCAUUCCACCCGCCCUGGCUCAUACUAAUAGACUACAGGCGCUGAACCUAGCGAGCAACUUGAUAGCAGAGUUGACGGACACAUCGCUUCCUUCGCUCCCACUACUGCAUACGCUGGUCCUGAAACGCAACCGCAUCACGUACAUCGACCAGAACGCUUUUGUUAACACGCCGGCGCUGCGGGUGCUGCGUCUUGAAGAUAACAUGUUAAGUGAACUGCCGCCUGCUAUCUCGCUCUUGCCAAUGUUGGAAGAUUUGUCCCUAGCAAACAACAGAAUAGAACGCGUGUCCCCUGGCCUGCAAGCCUGCUCCCGACUCAUCAGGCUGGAGCUGCGGGGCAACCCUUUAUCCCAGCUUCAUCAUCAGGCGCUGGAGCACCUUCCUCGCUUGACUACCUUGAUACUAUCAGAAGCCCGCGGUCUGCCCAGCGUGCCGUCUCUCAACGGAACCUCUCGCCUCCGGACCUUGCGGCUGGACCGCGCCCGCCUCACUAGACUGCCCACUCAUUUGUGCUCAUACACACCUCAGCUUCGUGCUUUGGACGUGAGAUCUAACCAGUUAGACGAUGUACCUGACCUGCGUGAGUGCUCCGAGCUACGGGUUUUGGAUUUAUCAGACAACAACAUAGAUUCUAUAGGUGAUGGAGCACUCCAUGGGCUCCGGCGUAUACAUGACCUGCUGCUGGCCAGGAACAGGAUUAAGAGGAUACCUUCUGAUGCCUUCCUGCAUACCACACGCCUGCAAUUAUUAGACCUCGAGUCGAACCAAAUCGAGCACAUCGAUAUGGAAGCUUUCGUCCCAAUUUCUAAAUUAGAAGACUUAAACGUUGGCAACAACAUGUUCCCCUCUCUCCCCGCGAGCGGGCUCCAACGCCUGCUGCACCUGAAGGCGCACAACAACCCGCACCUGCGCCGCUUCCACCCCCCGGAGCUCUUCCCCAGGAUACAAACUCUAGUCCUAUCCUACGCAUACCACUGCUGCGAGUUCCUGCCCCUCAUGGAGGAAGUGAAUGAGGAGUGGUCUGAACAUGAAGGCUUCAGUGACCUGGUGCUGAUCCCACCAGCUCAUGUAGACUUGGCUGCGUGGGCCAAUGCUACGGAUAUAUGGCCGCAUUAUUUGAAUGCGACGGGUACUGGCGCGCGACUAGCGGGCGCUUGGACCGAACGCGCUUCACCGCGAACCGUGCGAUGUGUACCACUUCCCGGUCCAUUCCUCCCGUGCGUGGACCUGUUCGACUGGUGGACACUCCGCUGCGGCGUGUGGGCGGUGUUCCUGCUGGCGCUGCUCGGCAACGGCACCGUGGUGUUCGUGCUGCUGUUCAGCCGCAGCCGUAUCGAUGUGCCGCGGUUCCUUGUUACUAACCUCGCCGCUGCUGACUUCUUCAUGGGGAUUUAUCUGGGUUUCCUGGCGGUGGUGGACGCGGGCACGCUGGGCGAGUUCCGCGCGCACGCCAUCGCGUGGCAGGCGUCGGGCGCGUGCCGCCUGGCCGGCUUCCUCGGCGUGCUGUCCUCCGAGCUGUCCGUGUUCACGCUGGCCGUCAUCACGCUCGAGCGCAACUACGCCAUCACGCACGCCAUGCACCUCAACAAGCGGCUGUCGCUGCGCCACGCGGCCGCCGUCAUGGCCGCGGGCUGGGCCUUCGCCCUCGCCGCUGCUGCGCUGCCUUUGCUGGGUGUAUCCGACUAUCGCAAAUUCGCCGUGUGCCUGCCCUUCGAGACGGGUUCCCCAGCCGCGCUCGGCUACGUGGUGGCGCUACUGCUCGUCAACGGGUUCGCCUUCCUCGUAUUGCUCGGCUGCUACCUCAAGAUGUACUGCGCCAUCCGCGGCUCGCAAGCUUGGAAUUCGAAUGAUUCGCGCAUCGCCAAGCGCAUGGCACUGCUGGUGUUCACGGACUUUCUUUGCUGGUCACCGAUCGCUUUCUUUGCCCUGACCGCCGCGUUUGGAGCACAACUAGUCUCGCUUGAGGAGGCUAAAGUUUUCACGGUGUUUGUCCUGCCAUUAAACUCUUGCUGCAACCCCUUUCUCUAUGCAAUAUUAACGAAACAGUUCAAAAAGGACUGCGCGCUAGUGUGCAAAGCGAUCGAGGAGUCUCGAGUGACGCGCGGCAUCGGGCGCUGCCGGCACUCGUCCAACUUCAGCAACCGGCAGACGCCCGCCAACACCAACAGCCUGGCGGAGCGGUCGUCGCGCGGGCAGCACGGCGCCGCGUGCGCCUGCCGCCGCCUGCUGCCCGGCGCCGUGCCCGACGUCGGGCCGCGGCCCGCCAGCGCCGCCACCACACCGGCCAGUGGCGAGCGUUUACUGCGCUGGUUACGAGCAUGCGGCCGGCGUGGCACAGCAGCGAUACCCCCCGCCCCGCGCGUGCCCCCCGCGCCCCCCGCCCGCGCCGGCUCUGUGUCCUCCUCCGUGGAGUUCUCCUCCUCCCGCUCGGACUCGUGGCGCACGUACGGCCGCCCGCCACCACCACCACGCCGCGCUGCUUCGUGGCUCGUAGCACGAAAAACCUCGCAGGACUCCAACUUAUCAUCCUCACGCAAUGAUUCCUCAGGUUCCAACGCGACCGCGUCCACUGGGACCUGGCGUACUUCCCGGUCUGGUGGUAGUGCAGCGACCACUGGGGCAGGUUCGUCACGACCAAGGUUAACACGUCAGCCAGCGAUAGUGGCUGAUGAGCCCCCAGCCUCCCCUGGCGCGUUGCCGGCGCCGCGAAUGUUACACACCAUCCCUUCAGCUGCAGAAACCGAACUACAGCCAGAGGAUACUGACCCCCGUUGAAACAAUAAAACAAUCAAACUGAACUAUAAACUUGCUCAAAACAGAGUAUUAUCAAAUCAUAGACUAUUCAAAUUAACUUCUUAUAGAUGAAUUCCAGUCACCCGAUCAAGACUUCUCUCGAAGCUAUUUAAAAUUCCCUCAUCAUCAUUAAUGUUGAGGUGAUCAUUUACGCCUAUUCUAAUAGAGACGAUAUGACAAUCAUUUUUAAGGAAAUUUACUAAAAAAAUAUUAGGCGUAAGCCGCUCUUGCUCUCGGCUCUCCUAUUUGAAUAAAAAACAGUGUCUUACGCAACCGUCCAUUAGCGCCGACCGCCGUGACUCAAAUGAGCCUCUUCAGAACAUUUUAGCGACUACCCACAUUUCCCUCGCUGAACUCCCACUAGAUGACCGAGAAGACAAAUAAAUAAUUAUAUUUUGUACAGUAUUAUUAAAAUAAUGAUACUAACGUAAGAGCGUAAUUUUAAAGAUACGAUAUAUUUAUUUAGAAAAAUUUAUCGAUAAGUAGAUUUCCGUUGUUCGAUGUAUACCUAGCUACGUUAAGAUGUGAAGUGAAUGAAGUGAUAUUAUUUGUAAAUUUUGAUGUGAAUAUUUUAGCUGAGAAUAAACAGUAUUUAAAUACAGUAUAUUGUUGUUUAAAUAGUUAUUUACAGAAUAAGAUAGGUUUUAUACAGCGAAGCUUCGAGUAGAUCACAAAUGAAUAGGUACAUUAAAUUCACAAUAAAGAUAUCUUUACAAUAAGUACCUACAUCAAAUUCAUUGUCUAAAAGAAACAUUAAUUUAAAUGUUAAAUAUAAAAUUAAAACUCAUAUUUCGAUUUUAUAAUUUUAAUAUAAUAAAAAAAUGUAUCUAACGGGUACGUUACAACUUACAAUUAUGUUACAAUUAAAUUUUAUCUACAUCCUUAGAGUUUUGUAU
Molecule: messenger RNA, 4381 nt
Organism: Colias croceus (clouded yellow)
Lineage: Eukaryota; Metazoa; Arthropoda; Insecta; Lepidoptera; Pieridae
Gene: rk
Product: lutropin-choriogonadotropic hormone receptor
Exons: 17
Coding region: 231-3467 (1078 amino acids)
Biological process (GO): G protein-coupled receptor signaling pathway
Cellular component (GO): membrane
Molecular function (GO): protein binding; protein-hormone receptor activity; G protein-coupled receptor activity
Source: RefSeq, a predicted model, not a curated record